Mizuhopecten yessoensis (Yesso scallop) is the source of this 1638-nucleotide messenger RNA. RefSeq names its product keratin-associated protein 10-7-like. NCBI's taxonomy places the organism in Eukaryota, Metazoa, Mollusca, Bivalvia, Pectinida, Pectinidae. The transcript has a single exon. The record is from RefSeq and is a predicted model, not a curated record. Bases 1 to 1638 code for a protein of 545 amino acids. Gene Ontology annotation, molecular function: protein binding.
AUGUCAUGUAUCUCACCUAGUGAUAAACUAACAGCCACAUGUAUCUCACCUAGUGAUAAACUAACAGCCACAUGUAUCUCACCUAGUGAUAAACUAACAGCCACAUGUAUCUCACCUAGUGAUAAACUAACAGCCACAUGUAUCUCACCUAGUGAUAAACUAACAGCCACAUGUAUCUCACCUAGUGAUAAACUAACAGCCACAUGUAUCUCACCUAGUGAUAAACUAACAGCCACAUGUAUCUCACCUAGUGAUAAACUAACAGCCACAUGUAUCUCACCUAGUGAUAAACUAACAGCCACAUGUAUCUCACCUAGUGAUAAACUAACAGCCACAUGUAUCUCACCUAGUGAUAAACUAACAGCCACAUGUAUCUCACCUAGUGAUAAACUAACAGCCACAUGUAUCUCACCUAGUGAUAAACUAACAGCCACAUGUAUCUCACCUAGUGAUAAACUAACAGCCACAUGUAUCUCACCUAGUGAUAAACUAACAGCCACAUGUAUCUCACCUAGUGAUAAACUAACAGCCACAUGUAUCUCACCUAGUGAUAAACUAACAGCCACAUGUAUCUCACCUAGUGAUAAACUAACAGCCACAUGUAUCUCACCUAGUGAUAAACUAACAGCCACAUGUAUCUCACCUAGUGAUAAACUAACAGCCACAUGUAUCUCACCUAGUGAUAAACUAACAGCCACAUGUAUCUCACCUAGUGAUAAACUAACAGCCACAUGUAUCUCACCUAGUGAUAAACUAACAGCCACAUGUAUCUCACCUAGUGAUAAACUAACAGCCACAUGUAUCUCACCUAGUGAUAAACUAACAGCCACAUGUAUCUCACCUAGUGAUAAACUAACAGCCACAUGUAUCUCACCUAGUGAUAAACUAACAGCCACAUGUAUCUCACCUAGUGAUAAACUAACAGCCACAUGUAUCUCACCUAGUGAUAAACUAACAGCCACAUGUAUCUCACCUAGUGAUAAACUAACAGCCACAUGUAUCUCACCUAGUGAUAAACUAACAGCCACAUGUAUCUCACCUAGUGAUAAACUAACAGCCACAUGUAUCUCACCUAGUGAUAAACUAACAGCCACAUGUAUCUCACCUAGUGAUAAACUAACAGCCACAUGUAUCUCACCUAGUGAUAAACUAACAGCCACAUGUAUCUCACCUAGUGAUAAACUAACAGCCACAUGUAUCUCACCUAGUGAUAAACUAACAGCCACAUGUAUCUCACCUAGUGAUAAACUAACAGCCACAUGUAUCUCACCUAGUGAUAAACUAACAGCCACAUGUAUCUCACCUAGUGAUAAACUAACAGCCACAUGUAUCUCACCUAGUGAUAAACUAACAGCCACAUGUAUCUCACCUAGUGAUAAACUAACAGCCACAUGUAUCUCACCUAGUGAUAAACUAACAGCCACAUGUAUCUCACCUAGUGAUAAACUAACAGCCACAUGUAUCUCACCUAGUGAUAAACUAACAGCCACAUGUAUCUCACCUAGUGAUAAACUAACAGCCACAUGUAUCUCACCUAGUGAUAAACUAACAGCCACAUGUAUCUCACCUAGUGAUAAACUAACAGCCACAUGUAUCUCACCUAGUGAUAAACUAACAGCCACAUGUAUCGCGCAUUGA